Fusarium graminearum PH-1 is the source of this 1995-nucleotide messenger RNA. RefSeq lists its product as uncharacterized. The coding region runs from base 1 to 1995 and encodes 664 amino acids. The transcript has 2 exons. The record is from RefSeq and is a predicted model, not a curated record. Lineage: Eukaryota; Fungi; Ascomycota; Sordariomycetes; Hypocreales; Nectriaceae.
AUGUCUCGAUGCGCAUUCUGCCGCACGUUUACUAUCACGCAGGACCGCUUCUAUCUAAAGUUCCAUCCAAAUCUUGCAUCACUGAAGAAAAGCGCAGAAGAUGGAUGCGAUUUCUGCCAUCUUUGCUGGAGAGGCUUCAAUCAUGAGUGGGCAAGCUCUGAGAUCGAAUCUGUCCUCAGAGACCAAGUUCCGGAAGGCGUGACCAAGUUUGAGCCAGGGAUAUGGAUAUAUGUGCAUUUUACUGACUUCAGCCCCACACUGUCACAGCCAUGGAUUAUUGUGUCGUGUGGGAGAUAUAAUCCCAUCACCUCAGUCAGGGAAAGCAGCCAUGGUCUCACUUACGUCAGCCUAGCCGUUUAUGGGAAAGAUGGCGAUGCGUCGGGUUCGCGAACACCUGGAAGGAUCUGCACAGCAGAAUAUGACCCUGAUUCCUAUAUAACCUUGACCCAGAAUUUCCUCGAGAAAUGUACAAGAUCCCAUCCAACCUGCAAGUUUGAAGGUAGGUACGAGAUGCCUACAAGGGUUAUCGACAUAGGCAACAAAGGUGACCGUCCACGACUCAUUGUCACUGGCCCCGACAUGAAGGAGGAAUUUGUUGCCUUGUCUUAUUGCUGGGGCCCUGCUACAGACACCUUCACUCUCAAUAACCACACAAUGAAUGAAAUGCUGAAGGGUAUCGAUGAGUCUCGACUCGUGGCGGCACAUCGUGAGACAUUAGGUCUGUCGCGACAGCUGGGCUUCCGAUAUAUCUGGAUUGAUGCUCUGUGCAUCGUUCAAGGUGACAAGCAAGAUUGGGAACGCGAGUCGAAACUCAUGGCUCGGGUCUAUGGCAAUGCAGCCCUCACCAUCAUCGCAGGAAGAUCCGCCGAUGCUCGGAACUCCUUCAUCACCAAUCAAUACAAACAACUUGCGCCUUGUUGCGAGUUUCCCCUUGCUGAUAGUGGAUCAGGAACCGUUCGUGUUGGUCUGUUCAGGUCUAGAGACUAUGGGAUCACUCAAACUCGCGGGUGGUGUUGUCAGGAAAGAAGGCUGAGCCGUAGAGUUGUCGUCUUCGGCGAAGAGCAACUCUUCUUCAUUUGCCGAAGUACCUCCCACUCAGAAGACUAUAUUUACCACAAAGACAGCACGGUAUCGCUCUAUGGACUCCUCAAUGCUACUGAUGGAGAUCCACAGCUGAGAAAGGAUCGACUACUGGAGUAUUGGGAUGCUGUUGUUGUGGACUUUUCUAAACGUCAGUUGUCUAACCCUCAUGAUGUCUUUGCUGCCCUUGCAUCUAUCGCAGCGCCAAUAUCCGAAGCUUUGGGGUCAAGGUACCUGGCUGGAAUGUGGGAGUGCGAUCUCAUCCGCUGUUUGCUGUGGCGGCCAGCGUACAGAGUGACGAAAUCACUCGGCUCGGCAACGAGGCCUAAGCCAACUAGAUUCGCACCCGCCCCUGUUAUCAGGGCUCCAUCUUGGUCUUGGGCUGCCAUCCAAGGUACUGUUAUGCUUGUACUACUUAGGCAAUUUCGAAGGAUGAAGAUAAAGGAUCAGAGUGGGGUGUUGUUGGCAAGGCCCAAGCAGCAAGGUUCUGACAUCUGGACGGUAGACACAUGCUGUGGAGCUGAUAAACUCCAUAUGCCGUCCUGUGAGUUACAGAUCUUGGGGCAUGUCCAAGAGGCUUUUGUCCUUCCCGAAACCCCAUCUCUCGACCUCCUCGACUCUAUACGACGGCAGUUUCAGAAGCCAAAAGCCACUUUUCGCCACGCAGUUCUACUUGGACGCAAACACGUCAACGGAAGUAACCUCAGCAAGGACCUGGAGACUUUUGUGGCUUUAGGAAUGUUUGACUUUGACGAUGAGGCUACCGAUAAAGUCUUCUGUUUGCAGCUUACAGUUGAAGAGGGGCUGAUGCUACGUAAGAACGACAAUGGGACGUUCCAGCGUAUUGGGCUGUUUCAACCAUACAAGGACGAUUGGUUCAAUGGUGUAGAAGAAACUGAAGUUAGGUUAGUGUAG